CGGGCCUUACGCGGCGGCAGCCACCCCAAGACUAGACGUGUGCCCUGUGGUUCGAAAGCAAACACGAGACGUGGACAGGGAUUUUGUGGAAACCGUGUUAAUAAUGGCGUCUACAGCAGGGAGAAAUACCUUGACUGUCGUUCGUGAUUUCAUGAAGCGUGUUUCCAAUACGAAGCGAUUUGAUCGGCUGAUGGGACAGGUUGUUGUCGUGGCCGCCGAGCCCGGCCAGCUGAAGGCCCAGUUCACGGUGGCCGAGGAGCACCUGAACGCGGGCGGCACGCUGCACGGCGGCUACACGGCCUACUUGGUGGACGUGCUAUCAACAGCCGCGCUCAUGACCGUGCCGCCGAACCUGGCCGGCGUGUCGGUCGACCUGAGUGUCGCGUACAUGAAGGCCGCCAAGGCAGGAGACGUCGUCACCGUGGACGCGCUCACGCUCAAGGUGGGACGUCAGUUAGGCUUCAGCAGCGUCGACCUCAGGAACGACGCCGGCCAGCUGCUCGCGCAGGGCAAGCACACUAAGUUCCUGAUUUAGUGGCCUCUGGCGGCCGCUGGCUCCACUUGACCGGCGGGGGCACCGGGGCACCGUGUGGGCGCGGACCUGGGCCGGGCAUUGUCGGCCGGCGGGCUC
Molecule: messenger RNA, 631 nt
Organism: Pollicipes pollicipes
Lineage: Eukaryota; Metazoa; Arthropoda; Thecostraca; Pollicipedomorpha; Pollicipedidae
Product: acyl-coenzyme A thioesterase 13-like
Exons: 3
Coding region: 104-535 (143 amino acids)
Molecular function (GO): fatty acyl-CoA hydrolase activity
Source: RefSeq, a predicted model, not a curated record